GAGAUUCUCAGGAUAGUUCGUUGCGAUUAAUUUAACGUUUGUAAUGGGAUUACUGGUAACUUCGUGGAGGAAUACAUUUGAGAAUAAAACUAUUAUCAAUGAAAAUAACACUCUUUUAACGUUAUUGUAUUUAGCAAAUCCGUAGAUGAGUUAAUAUGCUCUACAAUCAUUUAAUUAUGUUCUUUAAUAAUUUUAUAUAUCAUAUCUACUAUAACUCUAUCGAAUUUACGAUGGCGCUGCAGUGUGCGCUCUUUGAACUAACAGACGAGCGGCGGGAUGUUUGAAAUAUUAAUUAUAUAAAAUAAUGAAUUAAUUAUAUAUUAAUACACACUGAAUUUAAACGUUCAAUUCGCCUGUGUUACAUCGUACGGUGAACAAUGUGAUGUAUGUCGAUUACAGGAAAUUAUAAAUUCAAGUAAUUUUCAUCUCAACUUACUUUUUUAUCUAAAGAAAUGUCAACUAUGGACGAGCUUCAAGAGCAACCGAUACUUCAGGAGUUAUUGAAACAUGUCAAAACAGACUCUAAAAGUGGAAUCUCGUCAUGCUUGGUACGGCUAAAAAACGAACCCAAGUGCUACAAGCAAUUCGCUAAAGAUGGAGGGUUGGGCAUUUUAGUAAAUUUACUUCGUUGUCAUAAUUUGAAUAUAUUGAAUAUGACUUUGAGUAUUCUAGCGAAUGCGUGUAUACACUCAGAUGCAAGAGAGAAGGUGAAAGGAUCUAAAAUAGCGAAUAAUGUAGUCUCUAUAAUAAAAUAUACAAAACUAGGAAAUACUUUGCACUGCCGUGCAUGUAGACUAAUUGGAAACUUGUCAGAAUGCGAUUGGCAUGCCAAAUCAUUAUGCCAAGCUGGUGCAAUUCAAGCGGUAGUUGAUCUUCUGCAAUUAGACGCGAAUAUGCAAACUUAUUUGAUGAGUGUCAGAGCUAUAAGAAAUAUUUGGAGUAUAUACGAAGGUAGUAGGGAAGAAAUUUUAGAAACUGGAGUUAUACAUAGAGUCACAGGUUUAUUAAUAAUGGCAGUAGAAAAAUCACAAACAGGCACAAAAUAUUUAGAGCUAGUAGAAACUUGUGUGAAAGCUAUGUGCGUAUUUUUAGUUACGCUUGAUCCUCGAGUUGGGGAACAAAUGAGGGGAGAGAAAGAUUUGCAGGGCUAUAAAUGCAUUGUGCAGUGUUGCAAUAUGAAAAAUAAAAUGGCCAUUAAGUGCCUGUACAAUCUUUGCCAAAUAGCAGAGUGCCGGCCUGUCUUGGGAAAUUCUGGUGCUAUCGAAAGUCUCAUAACUCUUAUUAAGGAUCAUUCGGAAUUGUAUAAAGAGAUAUUGGCCAGUUUAUGCCUGUUUUGUCGGGAGGCUGUCAAUCGCGCAAGAAUUAGAACUGGAUCCGGUCUAGAGUUAAUGCUGUCUUUAUUACAAAAUCCUGAAAACGAGAGAUAUCAUCCUAUACUGCUACAUGCGCUGGCACAAUUUGUUUACGAUGAUCCGAGUAUUGUGAUAAUGGUGAAGAACGGUUUGCUCGACGUUCUAAUUACCAGGUUGAACAAAAUGGUGUCUGAAGUUAUGAUUGUCGAGGAGAACAACGUUUCAAAGAAGAGAGGCAACGAAUCACCGCCUAACAGACAAACGGAAGUCAAAUUUAAUAAGACCAGUUUAGGACGAUUCAGUUCAGAUUAUUAUCGCGACGAUUGGAGUCCGGGCAGUGCAACCAGUGUCUCUUCCUCGCCCCCUAGCACACCCCCAUUGCCAUUCUACGAUUCCAUAGAAAACGACGAAAACACGGAGGACAAUUACAGUCCAGUUUGCAGUGACAGUGAAUUUAUGGACAACGAGGAUGAACCUCAAGAAGAAGUGGAAUCAGUAAAAAGUUGCAAAUCAGUGACUAUAGAAGUAGAAGAGUGUCAAAGUUCAGAAAAAGGGAACAGAUCAAGUCACUGCGAGCACGCGAAUGUUUGGACGUUAGUGUUAUUAAGUCGUCUGAGUCAUUCGAACGAUCCAAUCGAGCGACUGGCCGACUCCACGACGAUCGAGCCACUGUCGGCUUACAUUAGACACGCCAAAAACCCGAGAGCCUCAAGAAUUCUGACUCGAAUCAUAAGAAACGAGGCAUAUCUGAUGACGCUGUUGAAGCAAGGUUUCGUCUUCGAAGCUCAAACACUGUACGGUUCGGAGCAGUACACGAGACAGCUGUGUGCCCUAGCGGAAACCGGCGGAGCGAUCGGCGAACUGACGUCCAUCCUGCUGCGCGGGGACGAAGCUCACAAAUUAGUGAUCGCGGUCUCGAUACCGUUUCUAAUCAAAUCGCGGUACAUUCUCAGGUCCCUGCUGAACAAUUACGGUGCCCUGCCGCUGAUAUUCCGCGUGCUGUCCGACCAGCGGCACAACCUUCACGAGAACGCCGUCUGGUCGAUUUGCCGGCUGGCGAACACGUUGCAGAUACAGCCGGAGAUAAUAGACAAGUGUCAGAUCACCGACACCGCUUCGACGGACUUCCCGAGGGUGUACGACAACCAUCCGAAACCGGCGACGGUCACGUUCGAGCUGGACGACGGCAGCACCGUCGACGCCUGCAGACACACCCUGUGUCAGAAAUCCGACGCCUUCUCCGCCAUGCUCGAGGGAAAUUUUUCCGAAUCGGGGAAGAAACGCGUGAAGCUGCGGAACACGUCGAGAGACGGCCUCAACACGCUGCUGUUGGCCGUGACCGGUGCCACUUUCGAAAACCGAACCAUCGAGUCUCUAUUGGACGCUGUGCUACUAGCAGACAAGUUCCUCAUGACCGACGUGUCGGACGUUCUGACGGAAAGCUCGAUUUCCAAGUUGAAUUACAAGAACUUCAGUCGAGCUUGGAACUGGGCGAAGAACAACGCGUGCCACGAGCUGAAGUCCUGCUGCGUGAAGAGUUUCCUCACCGCUUCGAUGACGCAUUCCGAGAGAAUACAGGCGUUCCAGGACUUCUCCGCCAGCGGCAGUUUCAACGAAUUCCUGGACGAGGUGAAGCAGAUCAUCAACGGCGUUCUAUGUCAACGUUAACGACACAGUCAUUUAACUUAAUUGUGAUAUUAAUAGUCGCGAAAUCGUAGGGUACUCGACCGUUUAAGCAUGGAGACACUCGGUGAAGUUUUUAUAUCACGGAAUCUUUUAUUCGUCGCAUCAUUAUACUUACUGUGAAUAUAUUUUAAGACGUGGAAUUGAUGUAUAUUAAGAAUUCUUAUACAUAUGUAGCUAUAAUUCGCUUAAAAUCAUAUAUAUAUAUAU
Molecule: messenger RNA, 3245 nt
Organism: Nomia melanderi (Alkali bee)
Lineage: Eukaryota; Metazoa; Arthropoda; Insecta; Hymenoptera; Halictidae
Source: RefSeq, a predicted model, not a curated record